UGAAGGUAAAUUGCAUCUUGGUGCACAAGCUUUUUUAAAUGAUAAGAUACAAGAAAGUUAUAAGUGGGUCUUGCAGCAAACACUGGAUGCAACUAGUUUUGAGCCAUAUGUUUUUAUCACUGAUAUGGAUCCCACAAUAAAUGCUGCAU
Messenger RNA from Dentiscutata heterogama, 149 nucleotides. NCBI's taxonomy places the organism in Eukaryota, Fungi, Glomeromycota, Glomeromycetes, Diversisporales, Gigasporaceae. The record is from the annotation of a GenBank genome assembly.